AUGGAAGGGGCAGGCGAAAGGAAAAGAGGGGUCCGUUUAUGCUGCGUUUGCAAGAAAGCAAGAGCUUCGGUGAAGAGGCCGAAAACCCUAGACCAUAUUUGCAGGGAGUGCUUCUACCAUGCUUUCGAAUCUGAGAUCCAUCAAGUAAUCAUUCGCAACUCACUCUUCAGGCCAGGGGAACGCGUCGCAAUCGGUGCUUCUGGCGGCAAGGAUUCCACCGUCCUUGCUUACGUCUUGUCCAAACUCAACCGCCUCCACAAUUAUGGCCUCCAUCUCUUCCUUCUGUCCGUCGACGAGGGAAUCACCGGCUACCGCGACGACUCUCUCGAGACCGUUCAUCGGAACCAGGUUCAGUACGGUCUCCCUCUCAAAGUAGUGUCAUACAAGGACUUGUACGGAUGGACUAUGGACCAAAUCGUUGACGUCAUUGGUUUCAAAAACAAUUGCACUUUCUGUGGCGUCUUCCGUCGCCAGGCCCUUGAUCGAGGUGCUUCUCUCUUGAAGGUUGAUAAACUCGUUACUGGCCACAACGCCGACGAUAUUGCUGAGACCGUUCUCCUCAACCUCCUGAGGGGAGAUGUUGCUAGAUUGAGCAGAUGCACCUCUAUUACCACCGGUGAAGAUGGGCCAAUUCCCAGAUGCAAACCUUUCAAUCCAAACCUUGACUCCUUCAUUACGUAUGCUUAUUUUAAGAGGCUCGACUACUUUUCCACUGAAUGCAUCUAUUCUCCAAAUGCUUAUCGAGGUUUUGCUCGCGAGUUCAUCAAGGAUUUGGAAAGAAUCAGACCUAGAGCCAUUCUUGACAUCAUCAAAUCGGGGGAGAAUUUUAGGAUUUCUACCACUACCAAAAUGCCCGAACAGGGAACCUGCGAACGGUGUGGUUAUAUUUCUAGUCAGAAAUGGUGUAAAGCCUGUGUUCUGCUUGACGGACUGAAUAGAGGUUUGCCUAAACUGGGGAUUGGACGAAGUCGUGGCAGUGUUGGUUCUGAGAACGGAAAUGAAAGUAAAGUGGAAAAGAGCAUCCAGGGAAAACAAUGUGGAACUCUAGACUUCUGA
Molecule: messenger RNA, 1056 nt
Organism: Sphenostylis stenocarpa
Lineage: Eukaryota; Viridiplantae; Streptophyta; Magnoliopsida; Fabales; Fabaceae
Source: the annotation of a GenBank genome assembly